CGUUUUAGUAACAAACAAGUUGUCGUAUAAAAUCGUAUCAGUAAUGUGAAAGGUAUUCAAAUUGUAUAUCAUCUGUGACUGUUUUAAACUGGGUUGGAAUUAACACGACGGGGAAGUGACAAAUAAUUCGAGAAUGGUGAAACGAUUGCACGAUCUGUGUCUCAUCUGCAUUACAAAAAAUCUUCAAAAUUUCUCAGAUCUUCCAGUCCGUUUACCAACUGUACAUAAAGAACUGUUAAUAAAAAGACUGGCUUAUCAUGACUUGUUGUAUGAGACUAAUAUACCAUAUGUGGUACAGAACGUAUUUUGUUCAAGUCUACGUACGAUAGUGUUUUAUAAAUGUCAUCAGGUGACGGACGAUUUGUUGGAGAAACUAGCCAGAUCACGAUGUAGAUUACAGUUUUUAAAUAUACAUGGUUGUCAGUUAGUUACAGAUGUAGGAAUUGAGAGUAUAACUAGAGAUCAGACAGAGUUAGAAAUAUUAGAAUUAAUCAAACUACCUUUAUUAACAUCUAGUUGUUUUAAUCAGCUGAAAUCACAGAAACUAUGGAAAGUAAAUUUAAAAAAUUGUACAAAUUUAAAAACGGAAGGUGUGAAAAUAUUAACAGCAAAUAAUCCAUCCAUUCGUGUUUUAAUUCUGGGAGGAAAAACUGGCGUAGAUUCAACUGUAUAUCAACAUGUUGCACAAAAUUUACAAGAUUCACUAGAAGAAUUUGAUGCUUGUUUACAUACCACCAAUGAUGUUUGUCUGAAUAAUUUAUCUCUUUAUUGUCCGAACCUCAGAAAAUUAAAUUUAGAAGGAUGUACGCGGAUUGGAAAAGACGCCUUAAUUAAGUUAUUUCAAGGCUGUACAAGACUGGAAGAUCUAGACUUAUCCUAUUGUAAUAAAUUGCGUGAUUAUCCAGACAACGAAGUGUUGUGGAUUUUACCCAAAUGUUUAACUGAUCUGACUAUAUGUGGUUUAUUACUGGAUAAUCAAACAAUAUUUGUAGAAAGUUUAGAAAGAUUAACCAGACUUCGUUCAGUUCAUCUCUGUGGUGUGACAGCUUUAAAUGAUGAAACUCUUUCAAAGGUUUUAGAGAAGAUAGGAAAAGAUCUGGUUUUGUUGGAUGUCAGCGGUUAUGGUGGAUUUACCAAGAAUUUAACAGAUGUUGGAGUGGCGGCCAUAUCUAAAUAUUGUCAUAAUCUAGAAUCUCUCAAGAUCAGUAUGUUAGCAGAUGUGACAGGAGAAACUUUAAUACCUCUCUUUCAAGAUCGUAAACGUGCCAGUAAAAUAGUUAAUCUCUCAGUGAAUUGUAAACAGACGAGUCUUAAAGUCAUUUACCUAGUGGUUCAAACCUGUAUUAACCUCCAGAAGUUUGACCUUGGGGGUGUGUCAGGGGUCACCAAUGAUGUCAUCUUUAGUUUAGUAGAAAACUGUUUUUCCUUGAACAAAAUCAGUCUAAAGGGCUGUAGGCUGAUAACAGAUUCAGCGUUGAUAGAGUUAGCUCGAUGUUGUCCAUUAAAGAGUUUAGUUUUAUCAGGAAUCAACAACCUGACCGAUGCCAGUAUCUUCGCCCUCGCUAAUAGUUGUCAUGAUUUAGAAGAGAUAUAUUUAAAUGGAUGCGCUCAUGUUUCAUCGGCUGCUGUACAUUAUUUAACAGACUGUUGUAUAAACAGAUUGUAUGUUCAACACGCAACACCCAACGCUCAACCAUAUCAACUAAUGGCUAAAAAUCUAGAUACAGGGGAGUUCUGUAGAGCUGAUCUUCUGCAAUUCUCAUGAUAAAAUGUCUGCAUUCUUAAGUGUUUGUGAGACAUGUGGUCUAAACAUCCACACGCCAGGUCAUUUCGGGACUAACAUACGGUUCAAUUUUAUUUCAAUAAUUUCGCAGGCAUAGGGGUCUUUAGCAGUGGGAGAAAACCGGAUAAAGCCCACGAGGUUGUACAGAGGGCCCCAUUCGUUGUCAUGUGCAGGCUGGGAAUCGAAACCAUGUGUACAGACUGGGAAUUGAAACCACCUCAGUUGACUCAAUGACAGAUUUGUGAUAAAAUCUACUUGGACACUUGUGAUAAAAUCUACUUCAGUUCUCGUGAUAGACUACUUGAAUUCUUGUGAUAAAAUAUAUUUCAACUCUUGGGAAAAAAUCUACUUCAAUUCUGGGAAUACAAUCUAUGUGAUAGAAUAAAUUCCAUCUCUUGCGUUGCAAUCAGUUUCAGUUCUCGUGAUAGAAUCAGCUUCAGUUCUCGUGAUAGAAUCAACUUUAUCUUGUGAUAGAAUCAGCUUCAGUUCUCGUGAUAGAAUCAGCUUCAGUUCUCGUGAUAGAAUCCACUUCAUCUCAUGAUAGAAUCAGCUUCAGUUCUCAUGACAGAAUCCACUUUAUGCUAAGAACUACUGUGACCAUCUAUAUGACAAUACGCAAGGAACAGAAGAAAAUAUAAUAUAUAACGAGUGUUAAAGUCACGUACAAUUUUUUGCUAAGGGGGGCUAUACGAAACAGAAGGGGUUGUAACAAGUAUUAAGGCACAUACCAUUUCUUCCAGUUGGAUUGUUAUGUUUCAACCUUAUUGUUACCUCCAUGCAUAGUUACGUCCAAGUUGAGUUUAAUACUGAAUUAUGUGUUUAAUAAACGUACCGACAAAAGACAAAACUAUCAGUCAGAAUAUUAAUUAAUUAACAAUAAUGAUAUAUAUAUAUAUAGUUGUUAAACGUUGGACAAGUUGAGUACUAUUCCAGGCUUUGAUAGCAGCAAAAGGAUACAAGCCUGUCUGUGAAACACUAUUGGUCCUAUACAGACUGUUAAAGCUAUAAUUAUAAUAAUAAUUCUUGCCUUUAGAAAGGGCAACAUUUCAAACUGAAUUCUGUUCUGUGAAUGUGUGAUGGUAUGAAAGAGACUUUUUAAAGCUAUAAUAAAAACAAUUCUUGAAUUUAUACAGAGAGAGAGAGAGAAGUUUUAACGUCCACUUGACACAAACUAGGUCAUUUCGGGACUAACAUAUGGUUCAAUUUUAUUUCAAUAAUUCGCUUGCGCGUAGGGGUCUUUAGCAGUGGGAGAAAACCGGAGGACCUGGAGAAUACCCACAAGGUUGGACAUGCGACCCUACUCCUUGUCACGUACAACCCAGGAAUUCGAAACCACGCCAGUUGACUCAAUGACAGGCCUUAUGACAGGUGCUAACAACCCCUGCCCCAAAUUUAUACAGCACAACAUUUCAAAUUAUAGUCUGCCCUGUGUGGGUGUGAGAACUGAGGUGUCUUGAAAGUGGUAGCGAUUGAGUUUAAAACCUACACCUCUCAAAGUUUAUAAAAUAUACAGAUUUUUGAACAUAUUGUUGACAUGUUUCUCAUCAUUUAUUGUUAUGUUUUUAUAAAAAGAAUAAAAUUAUGUUUUUUGUUCUUUUUUAAAGAUA
This is a messenger RNA of Patella vulgata (common limpet), 3390 nucleotides long. RefSeq names its product F-box/LRR-repeat protein 20. Gene Ontology annotation, biological process: SCF-dependent proteasomal ubiquitin-dependent protein catabolic process. The transcript is spliced from 11 exons. Gene Ontology annotation, molecular function: protein binding. Bases 134 to 1765 code for a protein of 543 amino acids. Lineage: Eukaryota; Metazoa; Mollusca; Gastropoda; Patellidae. Gene Ontology annotation, cellular component: SCF ubiquitin ligase complex. The record is from RefSeq and is a predicted model, not a curated record.